UCUCGUUGUUCCAGCCGAAGUAGUUUUGAACGCCCUUGCUAGCCGUUUUAUUUUCAUUUAAAUUUACCCUUUUUCCUGAUACGUCAUCAAUAAACAAACGUAAACAAUGAGGGAACAGCUGUCAAACCGGUGCAAGCCGGACGAAAACAAUCGGAUCGUCGCCAAUGGAGGAAAACAGUUCGCUGGUGUAUGGGCUUGAGUUUCAGGCAAGAGCGCUUGCAUCGCAGCAGGCCGAAAGCAACGAUGUGCGGUUUUUCGUUGCUACGCAAAGCCUCAAACCGAACAACCAGCUGCACGUCGUCGAUCUCAACGAGGACAGUUCCGCCCUGCAGUCGCGCAUCUUUGCCCAUCCGUACGGCGAGGUAUGGCGGCUGACGGCAAGCCCCCACGAUCCGCGCCUGCUGGCCAGCUGCUACAGUCUGCUGAAGGGUGGUACGCAGGUCGUGAUGGAGACGGCACUGCUAACGCUACCGGAAUCUCUCGAACCGAAGGACAGCGAGCAAGAGUUUCUGGCGUUCGAGCACGCGGAAACGCUUGCGACGAGCGAGUACGGGGCGGAAGUUCGCACCACCGAAUUUCACCCGUCCGAUCCGAACCAGCUGGCCUGUGUGGUGGAUGGCAAGAUUGUGCUGCUGAACCGUGGGGAAGCGGCAACGCGCGUGGUAGCCGAGAUCAAUGCGAAAAAUGUGCCCAAGUUUACAACGGGCCGGUGGUCUCACUUUCAUCAGGGCAAUCAUUUUAUAGCCCUGCACGAUUGUAGCAUACGGUCGUACGAUGUGCGGGAUCCCAAUCAUGUGGUGUGGAGCAUCGAGGAAGCACACAGCCAGAUGGUGCGCGAUUUGGACUGCAAUCCGAACAAGCAGUGCCACAUUGUGUCCGGCGGGGACGAUGGCGUGAUGAAGGUGUGGGAUUUCCGCAACACCAAGGAACACGUGUUCGCCCGCAGCGACCACCAUCACUGGAUAUGGAGUGUGCGGUUCAACACGUACCACGAUCAACUGCUGCUGUCCAGCGGUAGCGACGGUAAGGUGCUGCUAACGUGUGCCGGCAGUGUCAGUUCCGAAGCGCCGGAAGUAAUCACCGCUGCCGAUGUAGUCGAGCAGGUGGGCGCUAGUGAGCCGAGGGAACAUUUAGCCGACGGUUUGCUGCAAACGUUCGACCAGCACGAGGAUUCGGUGUACGGUGUCGAGUGGAGCACGGCCGAUCCGUGGAUGUUUGCGUCGCUAAGCUACGACGGGCGUAUGAUAAUCUCCAAGGUGCCCAAGCAGUACAAGUACCAAAUACUGCUGUAAGCAGGCGCGGGUGAGUAGUGAUGAUGAGGGACCGUCUUUGCCACUGGUGUCAGAAAUAAAACCAUUCGUUAAGUUAAUUUACUAUGAGCGAGAAAGCUGGUAUAUUUUGUACCAUGCGCUACGUAGUCCUCACA
Molecule: messenger RNA, 1426 nt
Organism: Anopheles stephensi (Asian malaria mosquito)
Lineage: Eukaryota; Metazoa; Arthropoda; Insecta; Diptera; Culicidae
Product: EARP-interacting protein homolog
Exons: 3
Coding region: 165-1292 (375 amino acids)
Biological process (GO): protein ubiquitination
Molecular function (GO): protein binding
Source: RefSeq, a predicted model, not a curated record